CCUAAGAUAUGAUUCAUGUUAAUAAAUUAUCUCUCUAUUAAUCAUUCACGACGUAGAUAUAAACAGGAGUGUAAUUACAGUUACUUGUCAGUACAGUUUUGGUAUUACACAGUUGUCGGGCGAACAAGCAUGAAGACCGUUGUAGCGUUGUGUCUUUUGGCUGUAUUUUGCACUGUCCAUGCAAAUCCUUUGGAUAUUCUGAGGCAAGGAGUAGAAAGAGCAAGAAACGAUGUACGUGAUACCAUAAAUAAGCUUGACCGUCUCCGCAGCAAUACCGUGCAGAAAACUGUCUCGGAGAGCGUGCAUUCCUUGUCGAAUCAAAAGAUGUUGUUAAUCAAGUUUAGCGAUACAAUGAUAAAAGCGAUAAAAAAUCAAACGGAAGCUGCUAAGGCAAAGAGCAAGAAUGCUCAGACUUGCUACGACAACGCUUUGAAUUUGUUUAAUGGCAUCAAAGCGACAGCGAUGCAGAAUGGCGAUCAAUGCGUCGAAACUGCUAAAACCUCUAUUAAGAACCAACUUGCCUUUAUUGACGAUUUGAUCUCUGUCGGACAACAGCACGUAGCGCGGUUGGACAGCAUAUUCCCGAACUGCUUUAGCGGCAAUAUUUUCCAAAUGCAGCAAUGCGUUGCUCUUCAAUUAGGACAGGCUAAUCAGCUUGUGAAGAACUGGUUCGCAGGAGCAAAUCGAGCAGAAUGGACUGCCGCGUCUGCGUCCAGAGAUAUCUCUCGGCAAAGUAAUAUCUGCAUAGCUAGUGUAUUCAAGCCCACAAACGAUCAGAUCACGGACGCUACUUACGCUGCCUAUGAAUGUAUCAAAAAUUUGUAAAAGCAUUUUUCUUUCGUCACAUUUUAUAUUGAUCGACCGCGAAGUUCGUCUUCGCUCCAAGUAUGCAUUCUUGUUAUUAUAUAUUUGAAUAUUUGAAUAUUUCGAUGAA
Ooceraea biroi (clonal raider ant) is the source of this 934-nucleotide messenger RNA. RefSeq lists its product as uncharacterized. The record is from RefSeq and is a predicted model, not a curated record. NCBI's taxonomy places the organism in Eukaryota, Metazoa, Arthropoda, Insecta, Hymenoptera, Formicidae.